Messenger RNA from Prunus avium (sweet cherry), 603 nucleotides. Its product is annotated as transcription repressor. The record is from RefSeq and is a predicted model, not a curated record. Gene Ontology annotation, biological process: negative regulation of DNA-templated transcription. Lineage: Eukaryota; Viridiplantae; Streptophyta; Magnoliopsida; Rosales; Rosaceae.
AUGAAAGCCUCCUCCAGUUCCAGGCAGCAGCAGAGCAAGAAGCAAGUCCAGCUUCAGCAGAGAGCAUGCAGGGCUCUGUGUUGCAGCUGCAGGCUUAGUGUGUCUUCAUCCAAUUCAGAGGAGGUAGAAAGCUCAAGCUCUGAUAGGUACCCUUCCAUAUCAAGCCUGUCACAUGCCAUGGUUCAAGAGAGAUUGGACCAAAUGAUUAGAGAGAGGCAGGAGGCCUCAAGACAUGUUGUAGAUUGUCAAAAAAAAAAGCAGAGAGCAGGUGAUCAUCAUCAACUUCAAGCAGGAGGAGGAACUAAAUUCAUUGUGAUGGUUGCCAUGGAAAAGUGCUCUUACGAUCCAAGAGAGGAUUUCAGGGAGUCCGUGGCGGAGAUGAUAAUGGCGAACCGGAUUGAAGAGCCCAAGGAUCUUCGCAGCCUCUUGAAUUAUUAUGUUUCCAUGAAUUCGGAGGAGUAUCAUGGGAUUAUACUCGAGGUGUUUCAUGAAGUUUGCUCUGAUUUAUUCUUCUGUAAAUUCCAUUAAUUGAUGGCCACAGUGCUAAUUAUUUGAGCAUACAAAUGAAAUGAGGAUUAUGGGAUGAUAUUGAAGAGUUUGUCA